Molecule: messenger RNA, 771 nt
Organism: Acanthosepion pharaonis
Lineage: Eukaryota; Metazoa; Mollusca; Cephalopoda; Sepiida; Sepiidae
Source: the annotation of a GenBank genome assembly
AUGUCAGCUGCUCUGCCAAUCUAUCUAUCUAUCUAUCUCUCUAUCUAUCUAUCUAUCUUCUUCUACCUACGGACUUCUCACAGAUAUGAACAAAAUCUAUCCAAGUCUGUUCAUAUCUAUCUCAGUCUGUUCAUAGCUAUCUAUCUCAGUCUUUUCCUCUUUAUCUCAGUCUGUUCAUAUCUAUCUAUCUAUCUAUCUAUCUAUCUAUCUUCUACCUACGGACUUCUCACAGAUAUGAACAAAAUCUAUCCAAGUCUGUUCAUUUCUAUCUCAGUCUUUUCAUUUCUAUCUCAGUCUGUUCAUAUCUAUCUAUCUAUCUAUCUAUCUAUCUAUCUAUCUUCUUCUACCUACGGACUUCUCACAGAUAUGAACAAAAUCUAUCCAAGUCUGUUCAUUUCUAUCUCAUCUGUUCAUAUUUCAUAUCUAUCUAUCUAUCUAUCUAUCUAUCUAUCUCAGUCUGUUCAUAUCUAUCAUCUAUCUAUCUAUCUCAUCUAUCUAUCUAUCUCAUUAUCUCAGUCUGUUCAUCUAUCUAUCUAUCUAUCUAUCUAUCUAUCUCAGUCUGUUCAUAUAUCUAUCUAUCUAUCUAUCUAUCUCAGUCUGUUCAUAUCUAUCUAUCUAUCUAUCUAUCUAUCUAUCUAUCUAUCAGUCUGUUCAUAUCUAUCUCUCUAUCUAUCUAUCUAUCUAUCUAUCUAUCUAUCUCAGUCUGUUCAUAUCUAUCUAUCUAUCUAUCUAUCUAUCUAUCUAUCUAUCUAUCUUACACAAAAAGCCUGA